This is a messenger RNA of Centruroides sculpturatus (bark scorpion), 2699 nucleotides long. RefSeq names its product patched domain-containing protein 3-like. Gene Ontology annotation, cellular component: membrane. The coding region runs from base 13 to 2655 and encodes 880 amino acids. The transcript has 3 exons. The record is from RefSeq and is a predicted model, not a curated record. Lineage: Eukaryota; Metazoa; Arthropoda; Arachnida; Scorpiones; Buthidae.
CAUCAGGUUGAAAUGAAACUUAUUUGUAUACAAUAUGGAUUGUCUCGGUAUUUGUUGGUGCUAGGAAGAAUUAUCGCUAGGCAUCCUCUGUAUUUUGUAUUUUCACCGAUUAUCAUUACAGCUUUAUUAUCAACGGGCCUGUUUAGAAUGAAAUCAAACAGAGAUGUAGAAUAUUUGUUUACAGCUUUAAAUGGAAGAGCCGAUAAUAAUAAAAAACUUGUCGAAACUCUCUUUCCACAGAACUUAUCUUAUCAUUAUGAUCAUCAUCGUUUAGCACAGAAAAGUCAUUUCACAAUGGUUCAAGUUAUAGCAAAAGAUGGUGGACACAUACUGCACGAUAAGAUUAUUAAUGAAAUAUAUCUACUUGAUGAAAUAAUCCGAAAUAUUACUGUUUAUGUAGACGGGAAAAAAGAAGAUUAUAGCACUCUCUGUGGAAAAAAAUUUGGCAAAUGCGUUAAAAGCAAUGCAAUGAAAGUUUUAUCUAAUGCAAACGAUAUUAAGUCUGGCACUUAUAAAAUAAGAUAUCCAUACGAUAUUGAUGAUAUAAGAAUGACGUAUGACGAAUAUAUACUUUCUUUGGGAGGUGUUUCACUCGACGAAAAUCAAUAUAUAACAGGUGUUAAAGCUGUAAGACUAAUAUAUGUUUUGAAUAAAUCAAAUCCACAGAAGAGAGAAGCUAUUUUAGAAUGGGAAAGUAUGUUUAAUAAAGUUAUAGAAUCAGUAGACUUUGAAACUAUAUCCGUAUCGUAUAUUAACGAUGAAAGUAUCGAAGAAGAAAUGCAAAGAUGUACUGAUAGAUUACUUCUUCGAAUACCUAUAGUAAUUACUAUUGUUUCGAUAUUUUCUUUCGUGACUUGUCUGACUAAUGAUUGGGUAAAGAGUAAACCUUGGCUUGGUCCAGCUGCUUGCCUUUCUGCAGGAUUAGCUCUUGCUAGUGGAGCAGGAUUUAUGUCAUACGUUGGAAUUGAAUACGUGGAUUUCAACAUUGCUCUUUGCUACAUUAUAUUAGGUACAGAAAUAGAUGAUGCUUUUGUAUUGAUAGCAGCUUGGAGAGUAACAAACCCUAAAGAUAGUAUAGAGAAAAGAAUGGGGCAGACAUAUUCCGAAGCGGGAGUUUCAAUUACUAUAACAUCAAUAACAAAUUUUGUUUCGUUUUGUAUUGGAAUGUCAGCACCUUUUCCUGCAUUUCAAACAUUUUGUAUGUAUGGAGCUACUUGGUUCUUUUUUACUUAUGCUUAUCAGAUUACUUUCUUUGGAGCAUGUCUUGCAUUGAGUGCAUACAGAGAAAAAAAUUAUCUUCAUCCUUUAACUUUUCGUCCUCUUAAAUAUAAUGAAGAGAAUUCAGACAAAAAAGCAGAUAUCUACAGAGAAGAAUAUAUAAUGGCAAAAUUUCGAGAUGUUAUUGGUCAUUUGCUAACUUUUCCUUUAGUUAAAGUAAUUGUUAUCAUUAUUUUCAUUACUAAUUUAGGAAUUGGAAUAAUGGGAUUAAUGAUGUAUUCGAAAAGUGGUAACGAUUAUGCUGAUGUUUUUCGUUAUAAUUCUUCUUUAGUUACUUUUAACAGCGUUAUGCAUAAAUAUUUUAAUAAAUAUGCUUAUCCUGUUCACGUUAUAAUUAACGAACCACUUGAUUAUUCAGAUAUAGAAGUUCAAAAGAAAAUUGAAGAAACUCUACAAAAAUUUGAAGCACAUCCGAAUAUUGCCGAUUCUUCUGUAAGACUGUCUUGGUUAAAAUAUUAUAAAUUUUUUCUUAAUCAUCCCACACGGACAAUUUUAUUAAGAGGAUUUAAUAUAUCCGAUAAAGAAGAUUUUGUAUUCGUUUUACGUAACAUAUUCCUACGUCUUCCUCAAGCUCAAGAGUUUAAAUCUGAUAUUAUUUUUAAUGAAAAUCAUACAGAAAUUAUUGCCUCUAGAUUUCUUUUACUUUUAACUAAUAUCAACGAUCAGAAUGUAGAAAUUAAUGUACUUAGAGAUCUUUAUAAUAUUGUUGAUAAUUCACCUUUAAAGAUACAUAUUCAUAGCAUUAUGUUUCAUAUGAUAGAACAAGCAUUACUUAUAACUAGUAUUUUAUAUCAGUUAGCAAUUGUUAGCGCAGUUUUAAUUUGUCUAGUAUUUUUUAUUUUUGUACCUAAUGUAACUUGUGCUCUUUGUACUUCGAUGAUAAUCCUUUGUAUUAUAUGCGAAACAGUUGGAUUUGUUUCUUUCUUUCAUGUAAAAUUAGAUAUAGUAAUGUUAGCUUCGUUAGUAGUGUGUGUUGGUUUUUCUAUAAAUUAUCCAACUCACAUAUCAUAUUCAUUUGUUACAUCGAAUAAACUUAAUCCCGAUGAAAGAUUGAAAAAAUCAUUAUACGAAAUUGGUUUACCAAUUUUUCAAGGUUCGUUCUCUACUAUACUCGGAGUUUCAGUCUUACCCUUUGAACCAUUUUAUAGUUCAGUUUCGUUUUUUAAAAUCGUUCUUGUUAUAGGUUUACAAACUGCAUUUCACGCUAUGUUCGUUAUACCUGUAUUUUUAACAAUUAUUGGUAAUUUUAAUAAAUCUUUAACGCGUAAAAUAGAUAGCACGAAAUCAAUUGGAGCAUUCAUACCAGAAAAUGAUUCACACGAAGAAAGUAUGUCCCUCACUUCCGAAAAAGAUCAAGCCGUUACCACAAAAUUAUAACAAACAUUUACCAAUGUAAAUAUCGUGUAUAUAUAGUCAUAUAA